AUGAAGUAUCUUAGCUACAUCAUAACCAUAUUUGCUGCCUUCGCUACAGCCACCCCCUGCAGCAAAGAAACAUUCAACCUCCCAAACACCAGUAUAGACAGCAUCUCCCACCACAAGAAUGGAACAAGCAUCCCCCUCCCCCUCACCGUCCCCUCCUGCGGCGGCCCAACAUUCCACACCAACAUAACAAACACCAUCUGCCGCCUCGUCGUUAACGUCAGCACAACCCCCACCAGCUCCAUCCGCAUCGAAGCCUGGCUCCCAGACGCACAAGCAUGGAACAGCCGGCUGCUAGCCACAGGCACAGGCGGGGUGGGUGGCUGCAUCGACUACACCACACUCCAGAACAGCGCACAGCUAGGCUUCGCCAGUUUCGGCAUGAAUGCCGGGCAUGACGGGAGCGAGGGGUAUGAGUUCUUCCUGAACAGGCCGGAAGUUAUUAACGACUUCGGGUAUCGGGGAUUGCAUGUGCAAGCGGAGAUUGGGAAGGAGGUUGUUAGGCAGUAUUAUGGCCGGGAACCGGGUAAGAGUUAUUACCAGGGAUGUAGUACGGGUGGGAGGCAGGGGUUGCAGAGUGCGCAGCUUUAUCCGGGGGACUUUGAUGGGAUUAUUGCGGGUGCGCCUGGGAUUGACUGGUUAAGGAUUGUUGCGUCUAAGGGGGUUCUGGCGAGGCGGGUUGGGUGGCCUGAUAUUGAGUCGGCUGGGUAUGUGCGGCCGGAGCAGUGGGGUGCUAUUGUUGAGAAGCAGAUUGAGAUUUAUGAUCCGUUGGAUGGGGUGGUGGAUGGGGUUAUUGACGAUCCAACGCAGUAUAGUUUCGACCCUGAAGUGCUGGUCUGUGGUGCUGGGCUGCUGAAUGACUCGGUCUGUUUGUCUGCGGCACAGGUCCAGUCUGUCCGCGCGGUAUAUCUCCCAAUAGCAGACUCGACGGGACGCAUUGUAUACCCUGCCUUUGGGAUUGGUGCGGAUACGUCUGUGUUCUCUGAUAACCAGGUAAAUGGGAGGCCUGAGCUGGCGUAUACCAUUCUUCAGGACUUCUGGCGCGGCGCCGUGUACAACGACUCAACCUGGACCCCCAACAACUUCUCUGUCACAGACAUGGAGACCGCCCUGGAAAUAAACCCAGGAGGCGUAAACGCCGCAAGUCCGGAUCUAUCUCAAUUCUACAAGAAAGGGGGCAAGAUUAUAUCAUACCACGGCCGCAGUGACGAAACAGUUACUCCGAGAUUAUCCAUGGAGUACUACGUCUCUGUCCAGGCAGCGCUAAACCUCACCCUCGAGGAGAUGCAUUCCUUCUAUCGGCUGUUCUAUGUUCCCGGGAUGCAUCAUUGUAGUGGUGGUCCUGGUGCCUCGGAGUUCGGACAGUCGUAUCCGCUAGACGCGAGGGCUUUGAGUCCGGAUCGGAAUGUUCUUCUGGCGUUGGUUGAGUGGGUAGAGGGUGAUACUGCGCCUGAGGUUCUGAUUGGGACAAAGUAUGAUGAUAUCAAGGUUGAAUCGCACAGAAAACACUGCUACUAUCCAAAACAAAGUAUCUGGAAUGGAUCCGGGGACCCAAGCACUGCUGAAAGCUGGAACUGCAGUCCGUAA
Messenger RNA from Aspergillus versicolor CBS 583.65, 1584 nucleotides. RefSeq lists its product as uncharacterized. The transcript has 3 exons. The record is from RefSeq and is a predicted model, not a curated record. The coding region runs from base 1 to 1584 and encodes 527 amino acids. Lineage: Eukaryota; Fungi; Ascomycota; Eurotiomycetes; Eurotiales; Aspergillaceae.